UUUCCCCGAGGGACCAGCAGCGGUAGCUAUACUCCCUGCGGUGAACCGCACUGUGGACGGAGCCAUGCCGAUCUGUGACACUCUCCAUCCGGAUGAAUGUCUCUCACUUCACUGCUUCCACGGGGGAGAUGCGAUGAUAAUCCACACCCUUUCGCCACUUUGAAGCAGAUGAACGUGGAGAAAAGGAAUUGCCUGCAAGACCAGAGUACCGCCGUUGAACAGGAGAGGCUCUCGGUAAUGAACAGGGGAAUCAUUUCUGCUAACCAAGCAGAUCAGCGCACAAUACAGUGAGGGCUAAAGCGACAUAGCCUUUUUCGAGGAACAUCAAACCGGCGGGAAUGAUAAAAGAUUAACUCACGGCUUCUCAAACACUGAGAUACAGAGGCUUGAGUCAGAGAGAGGGCUUUGCAGGAAGGUCCAUACCUGGAUGCCAGGAUGCUUUCCCCCUGAUGGUGAUUUCUACAGGAGUCACAGUUAGAGGAGGUUUCGAGACCACUGUUCCCACAGGCCUCGUAUGCCCCUCCCCCUUCUCAGGCUCCUCCCUUUCUAAGCGCUCUUCUGAUGUAUCUCAGAACCCAUUGUUGAACGGUUUGAUGGAGAGCUGGUCGAAUGACAGCUGGAACUGUUGUCAUAACUGGAGGAAUUCUUGCCGCGGUGAUACUGCUGUGUAUUGUAGCAGUACUCUGUUACUGUAGGCUCCAGUACUACUGCUGCAAAAAGAAUGAAUCAGAGGUGGAUAUGGGCUCUGUGGUGGGGCGGGAGUCCCAGCUCCACAGCGCCUGCAACGUGUGCAACGCUGCUGGGAUAGACGGGCUUGCCUCCACCUCUCUCUCCCUCGAGCCUCUGGACCCAGGACCCCUCCAUAACUACUGUCCCACCUGCUCCCCCUGCUACCUCCGCUCCGGACUCACAGACAACAUGCGCAAUGGAGGGGAGCGUCUUGGCUUCCACACCUAUCACUACGACAACCCAGGGGUGUGUCUGCCCCUGUCCGUAACCCCUCAGGGCCCCUCCCCUCUGAGCUACUACAGCCCUGUGGACAUGUACCCUGUCACCAGGCCCUACAGCACCCAGGUCUGAC
Molecule: messenger RNA, 1081 nt
Organism: Hypomesus transpacificus
Lineage: Eukaryota; Metazoa; Chordata; Actinopteri; Osmeriformes; Osmeridae
Product: protein FAM163A-like
Exons: 6
Coding region: 610-1080 (156 amino acids)
Source: RefSeq, a predicted model, not a curated record